Lagenorhynchus albirostris (white-beaked dolphin) is the source of this 3337-nucleotide messenger RNA. RefSeq names its product zinc finger and BTB domain containing 39 (gene ZBTB39). NCBI's taxonomy places the organism in Eukaryota, Metazoa, Chordata, Mammalia, Artiodactyla, Delphinidae. Gene Ontology annotation, biological process: regulation of cytokine production; negative regulation of transcription by RNA polymerase II; regulation of immune system process. Gene Ontology annotation, molecular function: protein binding. The transcript has 2 exons. Bases 162 to 2297 code for a protein of 711 amino acids. The record is from RefSeq and is a predicted model, not a curated record.
CGGAUGGAGAGUCUGGCCGCGGCCGGCGGCGCCGCCUCCUUGUCGGGCCGGGCACGGCGGGCCGGGGCCUUUGUGUGAGGCGGCGGCGGCGAUGGUGCUCGAGCCCCGCGGAGCCGGAUUAACCGUGCUGAUAGGGAGGCAACGUCAUAGGAGCUGCUAAGAUGGGCAUGAGGAUCAAACUGCAAAGCACCAACCACCCCAACAACCUGCUGAAGGAACUCAACAAGUGCCGGCUCUCCGAGACCAUGUGUGAUGUCACCAUCGUAGUGGGGAGCCGCUCCUUCCCAGCCCACAAAGCCGUGCUGGCCUGCGCAGCUGGCUACUUCCAGAACCUCUUCCUGAACACUGGGCUUGAUGCUGCCAGGACCUAUGUGGUAGACUUCAUCACCCCCGCCAACUUUGAGAAGAUUCUGAGCUUUGUCUACACGUCAGAGCUCUUCACGGACCUGAUCAACGUUGGGGUCAUUUACGAGGUAGCUGAGCGACUGGGUAUGGAGGAUCUUCUCCAGGCCUGUCACUCCACCUUUCCUGACCUGGAGAGCACUGCUGUGGCCAAGCCCCUGACCAGCACCAGUGAGAGCCACUCCAGUACCCUGAGUUGUAGCUCAGCAGAACCAGCCCAUCCCCUUGGAGAACUCAGGGGUGGGGGGGAGCACUUUGGUCCUGAUCGAAACUAUGCGUUGCCUAGUGAUGCUGGAGGAAACUAUAAAGAGGAAGAGAGAAACGUUACCAGUGACACUAACCAUAGCCUGCCUCUGCCGCAGCAGCCACUGCCGCCAAAGACAGAAGACCAUGAUGCCCCUGCUCCGUUCACGUCCGUUCCCAGUGUGGUGACCCAGCCAGUCCUAGGCGCUGUCGGCAUGGGCGUCCAAACCAGCACAAGGUCCUGCCAGCCAUACAAAGUCCAGAGCAAUGGAGACUUCAGUAAAAACAGUUUCUUCACCCCUGACAAUGCCAUAGACAUCACCACUGGGACCAACUCCUGUCUGAGCAAUAGCGACCACUCCAAAGACCCGAGCUUUGGGCAGAUGGAUGAGCUCCAGCUGGAGGACCUGGGGGAUGAAGACUUGCAGUUUGAAGACCCCACCGAGGAGAUAGGCACAGCCGAGGAGGUGAUUGAGUUGAGUGAUGACAGUGAGGACGAGCUGACUUUUGGAGAGAGUGACAGCCGAGAGAAUAAGGCCAUGCCCUGCCAGGUAUGCAAGAAAGUUCUAGAGCCCAACAUUCAACUGAUCCGACAGCAUGCUCGGGACCAUGUGGACCUGCUGACCGGCAACUGCAAGGUCUGUGAGACCCACUUCCAGGACCGAAACUCCCGGGUGACCCAUGUUCUGUCCCACAUUGGUAUUUUCCUCUUCUCCUGCGACAUGUGUGAAACUAAGUUCUUUACCCAGUGGCAGCUGACCCUCCACCGACGGGAUGGAAUAUUUGAGAACAACAUCAUCGUCCACCCCAACGACCCCCUGCCUGGGAAGCUGGGUCUCUUUUCAGGGGCAGCCUCCGCAGAGCUGCAGUGUGCUGCCUGCGGGAAGGCAUUGGCCAAAGAUUUCCACGUGGUCCGGGGCCACAUCCUUGACCAUCUGAACCUGAAAGGCCAGGCCUGCAGCGUCUGUGACCAGCGCCACCUUAACCUCUGCAGCCUCAUGUGGCACACACUCUCCCAUCUCGGUAUCUCAGUCUUCUCCUGCUCUGUCUGUGCGAACAGCUUUGUGGACUGGCCUCUCCUGGAGAAGCACAUGGCUGUGCACCAAAGCCUGGAAGACGCCCUCUUCCACUGUCACUUGUGCAGCCAGAGCUUCAAGUCGGAGGCUGCCUAUCGCUACCACGUCAGCCAGCACAAAUGCAACAGUGGCCUUGACGCACGGCCUGGUUUGGGGCUACAGCACCCAGCUCUCCAGAAGCGGAAGCUGCCGGCUGAGGAGUUCCUGAAUGAGGAGCUGGUGCUGCAGGGCCAACCUGGGAAUAGCAAGUAUAGCUGCAAGGUGUGUGGCAAAAGGUUUGCCCACACGAGUGAGUUCAACUACCACCGGCGGAUCCACACGGGCGAGAAGCCGUACCAGUGUAAGGUGUGCCACAAGUUCUUCCGAGGCCGCUCGACCAUCAAAUGCCACCUGAAGACGCACUCGGGGGCCCUCAUGUAUCGCUGCACGGUCUGUGGCCACUACAGCUCCACCCUUAACCUCAUGAGCAAGCACGUCGGCGUGCACAAAGGCAGCCUCCCGCCUGACUUCACCAUUGAGCAGACCUUCAUGUACAUUAUCCAUUCCAAAGAGGCCGAAAAGAACCUGGACAGCUGACUGGGUCCCAGCAGAGCCAGGGGGAGCUCCCAGGCAGCAGCCAGGACGUUGGUUUUCUAAUGGCUGUUGGUCCCUCCCCAGUUGAAGUUACAGUUUUGCCUUGCUAGGAGUUCUGUUCUGUCCUGUGUUGAAAGAAGAAGAAAGAAGAAAUAGCACAUGAACACUGUUACUGUUUUUGAGAACAACGGCCCUAUAUCAUGUUUACCUCCUUACCUGUUCUUGCCCAUGGAGGGCUGUGUUUUUGAUUCUUUUGAGGCUGGUUUUGGGAUCUUGUCAGGCAGUUGGUGUCAACUAGAUCCCCUUCCCCAGCCGCUCGAGUUUUAGUUUACUGAUAGGUUUUAUGCUGCUAAGAAUCCAACCAACAGCCUCACUGAACAGAGGAGGUGGAGAGAGGUUUUCACCGUGGGUAUUACUGCCAGACCUCCAACCGGGACAACCAGCUAUGAGAGAGAUUUUGGGAAUGUGGUCAUUCAGAAAAGACUGGUCAGCAGGGCAGCUCACCUCAGGUGCCAGUCCCAGCCCUCAGCAGGGGAAAGGGGUCAGGGAUGGAGGGUCCUGCUUGUUCCAUGGCUCGAAUCUGCUGAUUGGACAGUAAAAUCUCUUGGCAGCUAGAUCCAAACUGGGGACAAAGCGUUCUGUUUAGGUCAGAAGGCUUUGGGAUGAAUCCUUGCCAGCCAGAAGAGGUGUCCUGCAGUGCCGCCGGAAGUGGCAGCCUGGAUGGACAGGAAGGGAGGUUUUCUCUUUUCUCCUCAAUUCCAAAGAAACACAAUUUUAUGGAGUGAUGGCCCGGGACGUCAGGCCUUCCCUGUGGGCAGAAAGGACAGGGAGCCGCUUUGAUGUAAUCCUCUGUCAUCUGGCCACGUCCAUCGACCUUGAGUUUCCUGGUGGAGAGGUGGGGAUGUCUCUGAAGCAGCAGCCUUGCCUUAAUUUACAUCCAGUCUCCCACCUAGAAGUGUGUUUGGCCUGUAGCGUAGAUGAGAAGACCCCGUGAGGUGGAGUGGUGGACUGUGAGCCCUUCAGGAUUAAAGGGACCCGAGUAA